AAAGUCAGAUAGAUGAGCGGUUAAAAUUCUCCCUCAUCGCCAUCGACUGGUCAAGCAGUCAAAGAACCAAAACCUGCGAAAAGUUUCUAAGCUGAACCCUCAAAGUGCCGGACAAAUCUCAAAAUACCCAUCAAUCGGAGCACCCCCAAGAACCGAAAUUGAUCCAAUUUUCGAAUACACAAUGGCCCAAAACCCAAGACCCACAACCAUUCUUGAAUCUCUAGGCGAAGAACUUAUCAGAAUCAUCACACCAGUAUCAAUCUGUAUGUUGCUAGUGGUCAUUUUGGUAACAAUCUUAAACGCGGACUCAUCUUCAUCAGAAACAGUGACCUCCAUAGCCACCAUUGCUUACACUGAGGCCACCUCAGACUCUUCGUGGGACAAAUUCGUAGGUGUCUUGGCUGUGUUCAUGUCAAAAAUGGCAAUUCUUGUCACACAAGCAUAUUUGGUUGUUAUUGGAAUGCUGGUUGCUUAUUGGUUUACAUUAUUGCCUGAAUGGACUACUUGGGUGCUAUUGGUUGCCAUGGCCUUGUAUGAUCUCGCUGCGGUUUUGUUGCCUGUUGGGCCAUUAAGGCUCUUGGUAGAGCUUGCAAUAUCUAGGGAUGAAGAGAUUCCUGCUUUGGUUUAUGAGGCUAGGCCAGUAACUUCUCAUGAUUCCAGUGGUGGUGUGCGUCAGAGGAGAGUUUGGAGAGAUAGGAGAAAUGAGGAUUCGAAUAAUGGGCCUCAUUCCAAUGAGAAUAUCAAUUCUGUUUUGGCGGAGAAUGGAAAUUCUGGGUCAAACUCUAAUGUGAAUGCCAAUGACACUUCACAUUCAAAUUCAAAUCCUGGUGAGUUUGGCAGUGGGCAUAAUGAUUCGAGUUUGGUUAGAGCCGAAGAGGGGCGAAUUCCGGAUAGGGAUCGAGAGCUUUCUGCGCCAUUACUAGAACGGAUAACAAAUGUUGAGCAGCGUGGGCAGGAAGAUGCUGUGGCAAGUGAAAGUGUGGUGCUGGAGGGUAUUGGAUUGGGGUCCUCUGGUUCAAUCAAGCUGGGAUUGGGAGACUUCAUCUUCUACAGCGUUUUGGUUGGGAGGGCAGCAAUGUAUGAUUUUAUGACAGUGUAUGCAUGUUAUCUUGCCAUUAUAGGUGGUCUGGGAAUUACUUUGAUGCUGCUGGCUUUGUAUCAAAAAGCUUUGCCUGCUCUUCCUGUGUCAAUACUGCUCGGCGUAGUGUUUUAUAUAUUGACCCGGCUCUUGCUUGAAGUUUUUGUUGUACAAUGUUCUUUGAACCUCAUCAUGUUCUAGACAGAAAAAUUAUGUUGUACAAGUUUGAUGGGCAGCUACACAACACAUGUAAAGCAUCAGAGUAUACUGUAUGAAACUGAUGAUUGAUUGCUGCAACUUGUAUUUUUCUGUGAAUUUGUUGCAUAUACAGAACCAGUAAGAGCUUUGCUAUAA
Molecule: messenger RNA, 1432 nt
Organism: Prunus avium (sweet cherry)
Lineage: Eukaryota; Viridiplantae; Streptophyta; Magnoliopsida; Rosales; Rosaceae
Product: presenilin-like protein At2g29900
Biological process (GO): protein processing; membrane protein ectodomain proteolysis
Cellular component (GO): gamma-secretase complex; membrane
Molecular function (GO): aspartic endopeptidase activity, intramembrane cleaving
Source: RefSeq, a predicted model, not a curated record